UCUUGUUUCAAGUUUGGAUGAGUAAUCGUGAUGGAGUUACCAACAAGUGCAGAAUUACAGAACCGGGCCAAACCUGCCCCUCCACCGCCGCUGGGCCUUCUCAUCAGGGUAUUGGGUGACCCCUUCCUCCCCGCCCUUCGAAUCAAGUCUGUUUCCCCUGGAACGUGUUUUCGCGGCGGUGCCACGUCUUAGCCUCCAGCCCCAGCACGGCGGUGAAGGCUGGCAGCGAGGAGGCACCCAGGCACCACCACCCCCGCGCCACUAUAUAAGAGACAACUACCUCAGCGUGAGGUCACAGCUUUGCGCUCGUUCCCUCACUACCUCCUCGUGACGUCACUCUUGCUGAUGUUGCAGGGCACAUCGGUCACUUCCUCGUCACCUUUCUUGUUGCGUCCCUGCACGGCGUUCGUGCGUGAGGCGAGGAAGCCGUGCGUUCCUACCUUGAAGGCGCAACGUCUUGUGCAUGUGCCUCAGGUGCUGCGGCGGUGAUUGGUGGCCAGCUUCGUCCUCGACUAGAGGACUCACAAGGCAGUGCGUUGGUGUCCGAAAGCCUGUGAUACAAGAAGUGUUAAUUUAUAAACUGUUUCCAGGUGGAACUGAAAUUGUGAUCGAAUUAUGAUUCAAAAACAUUUAUAGUUUGAAGUGGGCGUGAUCGGCAACUGCAGGCAGACGAGUGCUCGGCCUUCAUGGACCUAGUGCAGCUUCAGUGGUCAGCGCUGCCCACGUCGAGCUGAUAGUAAGAUUUCCCUAAGCUUAAGUGAGAGAGACGGCGCACGUGAGAAGCGCACGCCAGUCCUGAUGUAGUCAACCGCGAGCAGGGAGAGCGCCGCAGGAAAGGACAGGAAGGCAAGUAGCGAGGCCAAGCGGAGUCGGUUCCUUGCCGCCAUGUCCACCAGGUGUUCCACGGAGAGGAGGAAGGUGCGGCAGCGGCGCCUGCGGAAGCGCCCCCUCGCAGCCUCCCCGUCGGCGUCUUCCUCCGCCACGUCGUCGACGGAGGAGGGUGGGACGUCCGCCGGACUCCUGUCGUCGCUCCGCUCGCGCCGCCAGCGUCGGCAGCAACCCAUGCAUGAGAUGUUGCAUGUGGCUCGAGAGUGCUCAAACAGGGAAGCAGGUGGUCGCCUUUUAACUUUCGGGGAACUCUGCCUCUUCACCACAGAGUUGCGACAAUGUUACGAAAAAGAGACUCCUGGGGCCAGCAUUCUUCAAAGUUGGGGUUGCCGUCGUAGCUUGUGGUUGUCUGGAUCUUAUACAGGUCCAGGGGACUGA
Molecule: messenger RNA, 1266 nt
Organism: Penaeus monodon (black tiger shrimp)
Lineage: Eukaryota; Metazoa; Arthropoda; Malacostraca; Decapoda; Penaeidae
Exons: 4
Coding region: 886-1266 (126 amino acids)
Source: RefSeq, a predicted model, not a curated record